Molecule: messenger RNA, 1092 nt
Organism: Gongylonema pulchrum
Lineage: Eukaryota; Metazoa; Nematoda; Chromadorea; Rhabditida; Gongylonematidae
Source: the annotation of a GenBank genome assembly
AUGAAUUUACUGACUACGACGUUUUACAUUUUCAUUGUUCUUGGCAUGCUGCUGAUCCUAUCAAAUGGUUAUUUCGCAUAUAUUCUUAUAAGCCGACGGAUGCUUUUGCGCCGAUACUGUACAAUUACUGUACAGUGCGUAGUAAACGCAGCAGAGGGAGUUGCACUACUAACAUCGGGAGCUGGACGACUGAUUAUCAUGAAAAUUGGUUACGACGCAAAAACCAGUAAACGAAUUUGCAUGUUCGCACCAUGGAAUUUGCUUUUCAUCUGGACUGAGCCAAUGCAAGCAUUAUCGUUGCUGUUGGUUGGAAUUGACCGAUUUAUUGCCAUAUUUUUGCCUAUAUUGUAUUUUCGAAAACAUUUCACAAUACAGAUCGUUGAGGUUCGCACAUUUCAUGGAUUCUUUAUAAGUAAUAGAGAUGAUCUGUGGUGCAGAACAGUACGCGAAAUCACUUUCGGUUUUUCGUGGAAAAUGACAUCUCUGUUUGCGCAGCACGAAACUUUUAAAGUUGUACUGACCGAUGCUGUGCUGCUUGGCGGUCAGCCUGAAUUGGCGAUCUUGGCGUUUGUUUUGUCUUCUGAAAGGACUAUGCAAAGUAUGAUGAGUAUUUUUACAAAUGUGUCAUUGAUCAAUGAAAUCUGUGCAUCGACAGCAAGCGUAUUGCUUUACAUCAUUGUAUUUAUCAAGGCACGGCGAUUUCAAAAGACUAUCAAAAUUCACUCUAUUCGGACAGCGAAUGUAGCAUUUGAACGGCGACAACUGCAGCUAACUGGUACGAUGUGCAUUUCGUGUGUGCUUACAACAGUCCUGUUCGUGAUACCGGCAUGUGCACGCUUUAUUAGCUUCAGUAGCAGUGGUAGAAUUGUACCGAAAGCAGAGCUUCUGGCAGCUUAUGCGACGAUCAGCUGCAAUUUGAACCCUUUUGUGAUUGUAGUUACGAUUUUCGUGUUGCAGGAAGAUAUCCGGAAAGCUGUGCUUGCCUCGCAACCGCAGCGCUUUAAACUGUUGCUAACGAAAUGUGCGCCAUGCAAGUGUAAUGUGUUUCCAAAUGGCAAGAAACGAGUGACCAUCGCCACCUUUCCUGCAUGA